Messenger RNA from Acanthochromis polyacanthus (spiny chromis), 2256 nucleotides. RefSeq names its product cytochrome b5. The record is from RefSeq and is a predicted model, not a curated record. Gene Ontology annotation, cellular component: membrane; intracellular membrane-bounded organelle. Gene Ontology annotation, molecular function: heme binding. The transcript has 5 exons. Bases 279 to 761 code for a protein of 160 amino acids. Lineage: Eukaryota; Metazoa; Chordata; Actinopteri; Pomacentridae.
GGUAUAAAAACACGAAUGCCAUUGGUCUGUUUCACAUGUCUGCUGAUGUGCCGGUGUAGGGUGUUUCAUGGUGUCGUAACACAACGUUGUUUAACGUUUGAUUUGUCUUUAUGCUAUCGCUUUCUCCAGUGUAACUAAGAGCUUUCUGAGCACUACUAUUCAAUCUAGGUGGACGCUUAUCCAGACGAAGCUGGCUAGAGUUGCACCCAUACCUGGCUAACAGAAGCUAACCGCAGCUAGCUGCAAAGUCGAAACAUCUUACUAGAACUAACAUUAGAAUGGGUGAGGAAAUUAACGACAACCUCAUUACCACAGGCAGCGGCACUGCAAGUGACUCCAGCAUUGAGGGAAAUGGCGAAAAAGUGGACGGCGGCGUAAAAUAUUACACAUUAGAGGAUAUCAGAGUACAUAAUAUGAGUAAUGACACAUGGCUCAUCAUCCACGAUAAAGUAUAUGACAUCACAGGUUUUCUUGAAGAGCAUCCCGGAGGUGAGGAGGUUUUGCUGGAGCAGGCUGGUGCAGACGCCACAGAGAGCUUUGAGGAUGUGGGUCAUUCUACAGAUGCCAGAGAGAUGCUCCAACAGUAUUUUAUUGGGGAGGUUCACAUGGACGACAGGAGAAAAGAGAAGCCAAAGGAGGUUCAAGACACAAGUUCAGGAGAAUCCAGCAGCUCCUGGACCAUGUGGUUGGUACCUGCUGUUGCUGCAGUUGUGUUCGGCGUCCUUUAUCGCUUCUACAUGUUGGAACACAAGUCCUCUUGAGUGCUGGCAUCAUGCUUUCAUGUCAUUCUUUUCAUCUGGAGGCCUUGAAAUGUUUGACCAAAACCUCCUCACUUUGAACGCACGCACUUAGGAGUGUCAGCAUUCUCUGCAACAAGAAGAAGAGGGAGGUAGCAGUUUGAUAAAGUGCUUUCGUCCUUGUCCGUCUAUACAGAGCCACAAAUAGACAGUUGGGCGGAGACUUUAUUAAAUUGCCUGCCUUCACUUUCUUUAUGUUUCAUUGUCAUUAUGCCUGUUGUCAUUGAUGUUAAAUGUUGUCUUUAACUUAAAUUUUUCAUAUGCAUUUGUUGUCUCUGGAUUAUCCAUUUUCCUGUUCAGAGAAAGUCUGGUUUUCAUACAUCAUCAUUACAUAGACUGCCUAAAUGGAUGCACUGAUGGAAUGUUAGUAUGCAGACUGAGGUGAUGGUUAGCAGCUCUUGUUCUAUGUUUUAUACUUUCUUUUAACUUCUGGUGCAUUUUCUUAGGUUUGUUACAAUGAGAAAUGUUACUACAGAGCUUUCGGUACAAAUCAGUUUUAUUUCAUUCACCCCUUACUGCACAGUUCCAAUAUUAAGUGAUGCUUGAUUGCAUUUAUCACUUGGUUGCAAACAGAUAAUCUCCCCAAUUAUGUAAAUGUAGUUUUCAAUCUUUGUUUGUUCCCGUUUGAAAAUUGUGGUGUAUCUGAUUAUUUAAGAUGGAAUGUGCUCUGAUUGGUCUUGUUUUUUUUCUACAGUACUCCAACCAGAAAUCUGUGUAAAUGUUCAAAAUACCUGAUCGUAUAGAUGUUUGGGAUUUGUAAUAAUACAGAAAAAUGUUAUUACCCAGAUGUAUUCAAUGACAGACAAUUGAAUACUGUUGAAAGAAAAUUAGCACUUAUUUGAGCAUUCUGAAAUUAUUCUUCAUCUCUAUGCCAUUUGUUAUUUAAACUGAUGCUUUUUCACAACCUUGUUUCAUUGUAAUGCCUGUUAAUUUUAUGUUUUGGGUGAUUGAUGCAGGCAGCUGUCAGUGGAGGGUUCAGAUUGUAUAAAAUUAAGUCUGCCGUGUGGUUCUUGUUAGGCUACUGCUGGUAAAUUGGAGCACUUGGCAGUUGAUGUUACAACCAUAGGAAGUGUCUUUCACUCCACUGUUGAUUCCCUUAAUUCUUGAAUUAUUUUAUUGACUAAACCUUUUUGAAUUCUCUAUGUUGUUGAUUUGGCCUGAUUAAAAUGUUUUUAUUUGGGUAAGCAUAACAUUUUUAAAAUUACUAAAUUUCUUAAACAUUCUGAAAUAUGCAUUUUAUUCAACAUUGAAGAAAAAAAUAACAGACUAUUUUAAGUCCAUUUACCAUCCGUCAGUUCAUAGAAGUUUCUGAAUAGAACUUGCUGCUAUUUUUACAUGUGACUACGAUGUUACCUGCAGAUGUCAAAUUUUGUUGACUUCAACAUUUGCCAUGUCACUGCAUUUCAACUGCCAUUUCCUGUCAUGAAAAAUCUCUUUGAAUAAAAUGAGUCUUGAAGUA